AAUCAAUACAUUUGAUUUUAUUAGAGCCAUGACUAUGAAAUAUUUCAUUACAUUUUACUUAAUUGUUGCAAUGGCAAUUCCACAAACCAAAGCUCAGCUUGGUAUUCUCAAUGAUCUAUUGGGUUCUGCUAAUAUUAAAGGAACUGUACUUUGCACUUCUAAGGAUAAUGUUGGUGUCAAUGGUGCUUCAACCCCUGGUUUUUCAAAUGCUCAAGUACAACUACAAUGUGGAGGAAACAUGAUCUCUAAUGCAACAACUGAUAAUAAUGGAAAAUUUUCAAUGAUGAUGGAUAAUCCUCUACUCUAUGAUCUUUCAUCACUACUCACUAGUUGCAAUCUAAUGGUUCCUACACCACUCUCUAAUUGCAACACUAAACUUCCUUCUGCUGGUGGCCUAAUUUCAACUCUCAAAUAUGUUGGAAUCAGUCAUAUUGGGACUCAGACUCUUACCAAUAUUGCACCUUCAGGAUUUCAUUUCAUUCCCUUAACUUAGGUUAAUUAAUUAAUCCAUUAUAAUUAGAGGAUAUUAUAAAAUAUUAUAAUUAAAUAAAUCCAUAUCCUCCUGUUUUUUCUUAUUUUCUAUUGUACUACUUGAAACUUAAAAUUGAUGUAGUGUGUUUUUUUU
Messenger RNA from Trifolium pratense (red clover), 625 nucleotides. Its product is annotated as phylloplanin-like. Lineage: Eukaryota; Viridiplantae; Streptophyta; Magnoliopsida; Fabales; Fabaceae. The transcript is spliced from 2 exons. Bases 29 to 493 code for a protein of 154 amino acids. The record is from RefSeq and is a predicted model, not a curated record.